GUACCUUCACCCAUGAGGGGGUUUCGAACGUCAGCAUUGAUAGAUUAUGGAAGGCCGGCAUUCUUGAUGCUCACAAUCUGAUGCCAAAGCUGUUGCCCGAUGUCAUUACAAAGGUUGAGCUUCUUGAAGGUGAUGGUGGAGCCGGCACAGUUAAGAAGUUCGUGUUUUCUGAAGCUGUGAAGGAAUUUCGCUACAUUGUGGACAAAACUGACGCACUGGACGAUGAGAACCACAUAAUAAAGCAGACUGUCGUUGAAGGAGGGCUGAUCGGCUCGAGACUCAAGUCUUACUCCUUCGAACUAAAGCUGGAGGCUGGGAGCAAUGGCAAAACCGUGGAGAAGACAACGGUGCACUAUGAAACUUUGGAUGACACUCCUCUCAGUGUGGAAGAGCAGGGACAAAUCAAUGCAAGCUUCUCUUUGAUGACGAAGGCGGUUGAAGAACAUCUCAUUGCAAAUCCAGCAGCUUAUGCUUAAGAAAAGUGUGAUUGUUGUGGAUCUCUAGUGGUUGUUGCUUGUUGUGUUUGUGCUGAAAGUGAGCUUG
Messenger RNA from Phalaenopsis equestris, 543 nucleotides. RefSeq names its product major allergen Pru ar 1-like. Gene Ontology annotation, biological process: abscisic acid-activated signaling pathway; defense response. The record is from RefSeq and is a predicted model, not a curated record. Gene Ontology annotation, cellular component: nucleus; cytoplasm. NCBI's taxonomy places the organism in Eukaryota, Viridiplantae, Streptophyta, Magnoliopsida, Asparagales, Orchidaceae. Gene Ontology annotation, molecular function: abscisic acid binding; signaling receptor activity; protein phosphatase inhibitor activity.